AUGUCAGAAGAAGAUGGCAGCGACGCCGUCACUGAUGAGGUCUGGCAAGAGGACGGUUCCAGCGAGCAAGACAAUGAAGAAGAGGCCGAUAACUCGAGGCUGGCGACAUUCGCCGAAGGCGAAACGGAGCCUUUAGCCUUGGAAUCCCUCGGCCUAGAAAAGUACGCUGCAGUGGACGACUCCACGUUCGACGACUUUGAACUUCCAGAGUCCAUUGCAACGCAGGUCCAGGAGACCUGGACGGCCUUUUGUGCUAAAUUUGAUUCCCGGGAAGCCGCUGGUGAAAUGUUUUUUACGUCGUUGUUCGAUGCCGCGCCAAGCCUUCAGCUUCUCUUCAAAAGCCCAAAGGCUGUAGUCGCCAUGCGGUUCAUGCGCGGGGUGUCCAGCUGCAUAGCUUGCGCCUCGCAGAAGGUCUUGCUUAAAAAGGAGAUCGAAUCUCUGGGAUUUCGGCACUUGGAGAUCGAAGUCACAAGCGUGCGAGUCGACUUCUUUCGCGAGGCUCUCCUCGACCUUUUGGAGGAGACGCUGGACACCGGGCACCUCACCAGCGGUGUCCGUGCCGGCUUUCAGGCGCUUAUCAAUUAUGCAGGGGGAGCAUUCAUCUAUAUCCGCCGCGAGUACGCCGGGCGCAUCAGCGUGAUCCUUCGUAGUUGGGCAAUCGCAUCCAAAGGAAGCAAUUCCAACGAAGCAGAGGCCCUGCUUGCAGAAGAGGAGGGUGAGGAAGGUGUGGAGGAGGCCGACAAGGAGAAGGAGACCAACGCAAACGACACAAAGCAAGACAAUCACGCGAAGACUGCGAAGGGCCCAGCGAACCUCUCUGGAGCUCGCAGCUCGGGCGAGGCAGCUGGUGAUCAGAUGAAGGUGCCCACCACGUUCAAUGAGAUGCUUCUCUUCAAUGCAUCCGUGAUGGGCUUCGGCUCUAGCACGUGGAUGAACAUCAUCUUGGCCCAAUUUGAAAACAUGGUGCUGAAUGUUGCCAACUCCUCCCGCCUUCAGGAGGAGUGCGAUGUGGUUUCACUGGUUCUGGCCAAAUACAAAGGCCCCAUCAACUUGCCUGACUUUAAGUCUGUGACGCUGGCUUCGCUUCGGUCCUUACUUCCGGAGGACUGGGACUCCAACCACGAAAUCGCAUGGAGCUGGCUCUGGGAGAAUAUCGAGGGCCUCCUGAGCGCCAUGAUAGGCAAGCCACGGCAGCAAGAGCACGCGUUGUCAAACUUCUUCAGAUACAUGGAGGAGAAGGAUUCGCAACGGCUGACCCAGCGGCUGUUUCCAGUGUUCUUUGAGCUGGCGCCUGCCGGUCAGGACUUCUUUCAACAGUCCGCGACGAGAAUGCACUUCAUUUCUGGUCGAAUCAUUUCAAUGACGUUGGACAUGUAUGCCGCUCCGCGGAAGAUGGUAGAGGAGAUAUCUGCAAUUGGUUUGCGACACGUCGGGUAUGCCAUUCCAGUGGAGAUGUUCCCUCCUUUUGUUUCAGCAGCCGUAGCACUGCUACAAGAGCUGGCGACCAACGAGCUGGCGAUCGAGGCCUUCCGCUGGUCCCUGGCCUUGAUCUCCAAGAUCCUGGUCCGAGCCAUCUCAGAGGGCUCCACCCUGGUGAUGAAGGCCAUCAACACUAAUCAAAGACUCAUGCUCAACAAGGCCAUGGAAGUAGUUUCGAGAGGUCAUCGCGCCAGUGAGCUGCUAAGCAUUGCUGUGGGUACACAGUCCAUCUCGCCGUUCUAUUGGGCCAUCGACAGUGGAGCGACCGUGUGUGCAGUUGCCAUGCUGGAAGACUUGCUGACGAUCAGGGCGGACCGUGACGUUUAUUACUAUGGCUGUGAGACGCUCUUCACUCGCCACCCGGAAGUGAUCCAGCGCUUGUGUGCGACAGCUCCGACACUGAUGCCAACGCUACUCGAUGGCUUAGUGUGGCGGUCUCGUCAGACGAAGGAAGGCUUGCGACGGGUGAACUACUACGUGAAGCACUUGAUCCAGGACCUGGAAGGCAACUAUAGCAUGAACUUAGAGUGGUUGGUGGCGCAUGGGGAUCCGAAGAUCAUUCGUCACCCCACUGUGGUCAUGUUCGCAGACUUGCUUUGGUACAGACUGGCCAGCUACAAGUUCGUCGUGUCCAAGUUGUACUUCCUGCUGAUGCUGCUGAUCUUCGUCACAAGCCAAGCGAUUCUCCCCAAUCACACAGGCGAGGCGCAAAGCCGAGAGGAGCUCGUCGUCAUUUUCACACUGCGUAUCCUGAACUACCUCGGCAUGAUGUGCAAGCUGAUAUUUGGCACGAUGCGCAAGACCUGCUCCGACUGUACAAACGGCAACCUCGACAAGUCAGGCUGCAUUCCGAUUCCGGCCUACCUUUUCAGCACCCAAGAAUUUGCCAACUUCAUUUUGAUGUGGCUUCUCAUCAUCAGCUGUGCGCAGGAGCCCUUCUUCCUCUGCUUAAUCUUCAGCCAGACUGGACCGGAUGGCUUUCCCCUGACCCCGACGUGCCAGGGUGCCGAGGACACCAUAGUCUCCUACUCCAUCACCACCUUCCUUGCAAUGAUGAUCUACUGGGCGCUGCUUUUGGACCUUGCCAUCUUCUCCAUGCGGAUAUCUGCCUAUGUUCUGGUUUGUGGCCGCAUGCUUGGCGAAGUGGCGCUCUUUCUCUGCGCUAUUUUCGCCCUCGUUCUUGCGUUCGCCACGUCGAUCAGCGCCCUGUACUUUGAGUAUCCAUCAAUCGAGGGGGCUCACUUGUGGGGUGACGUGCUCUUGCAGAUGGCCUUGGAGAUCUUUCCGGAGGAGAAAUAUCUUGAGAUUGCGGCAAGCUCCGUGGUCGUCUUCGUGCCUGUUGUGACAUUUGUGUUCGUAGUGUCCAUCUUACUGAUGAACCUGCUCAUUGCACAGCUGACACAAUCCUAUCACGACGCCUUCUCGAACAUGCAGGGCUACGCACGCCUGAACCGUGCAGCAAUCACUUCGAAUACGUUGCACUCCCUUUCGCGGAAGCGUUGGUCAGCCUUUCUGACCGCCUUGGGGAUGGACAAACCCUUGGAAUUCAACGAAGGAGAUGUUGGCCUGGCGGGGGGCAUCCAAGUCCUAGAAUCAGCAAGUGUCCAUCCUGUCUUCGAGGACACCAUCAAGCGCUACGGAGGCUCCACAGCCUCUGAUGCACCAUGGCCCCGGGAAGUGGCAGAGGAGGAGGAUGACCGGAUGGCCAAAUUGGAAAGGACGCUGUCCAAAAUCGUCAAGUCCCAAGGGAAGACGCGGCAAAGGGGUGGCAGGGCAUCGAGCAGCAUGGGUGGCUCUACCGCCUCAAGGUCCGUGGACGAAGGUGAUGACUAA
Messenger RNA from Symbiodinium natans, 3312 nucleotides. NCBI's taxonomy places the organism in Eukaryota, Dinophyceae, Suessiales, Symbiodiniaceae. The record is from the annotation of a GenBank genome assembly.